GUCUGAAGCCGCCAUUAUGGCUCCACAUUUACACGACUUGCCUUUGCCGUAGCAACCUUCAGAGCCGCAAUGUUGGACAUGGAAUAAACCAUUUUAUAAAAGGCGGACAACAGUUAUUUAAAUUGUGCCUAAACUACCAUGUUUCUGUUACAAAUAGAUAUUUGCAUUAUAUCGUUUAAUUACACCUUAUGAUUUGUUGGAAUAAAUAAUAUUUGUUCACGGUUAACUUGAUUUUUUAGUGAGGUUAGUGAAAUCUUCAAGCUUUGUCUCCCCUCCUUGACUGUGCAAGUCGUCAUGCACUCAGCGGUAGUGACAACGUCAAGCGUUGAUCCAGCGUUUUAAGGUCUUUGUCAAGAUGCAUGUACUGCUUCUUAAAGAGCCAAGAGAUGGAGAGUCUGGACCUGAUCCUUACAUUCAGGAGCUGGCAUCACAUGGACAUAAAGCAACCCUGAUUCCUGUGCUGUCUUUUAAGUUUAUCUCAUUAAACACGUUGUCUGAUAGGCUUUUCCAACCAGAAAAACACGGAGGUCUUAUAUUUACCAGUCCAAGAGCAGUGGAGGCUGUGAAGAUGUGUUUAGAAGCAGAAGAACGAAGGGAAGAAUGGAACCGCUCUGUAAAAGACACUUGGAACACCAAGUCCAUAUAUGUAGUUGGGAAGGCAACUGCUGCAUUAGUACAGAAUCUAGGUCUGAACCCUUUGGGCGAGGACACAGGGACAGCAGAUGUCCUCUCACGUCUUAUCAUUGAACGAGAGGACACAAAUAUUCCACCACUUUUUUUCCCCUGUGGCUCAAUCAAAAGAGAAGUCUUGCCCACGGCUUUAAGGGAACAUGGCGUGCCCCUGGAGACGCUGACUGUCUAUCAAACUGCUGAACAUCCAGAUCUGGAGAAAAAUCUAAAGAACUUUUUCACAGAGCAGGGUGCUCCAGACAGCAUAGCUUUCUUCAGUCCGUCGGGGGUGAAGUUUUGCCUAGAAGUGGUACGGAGGCUAUCAGGAGAACAGUUGCCUCAAAUAAAGUUUGCAGCCAUAGGGCCUACGACACAAGACGCUAUGACAGCAGAAGGCCUGUGUGUCAGCUGUACUGCAGAGAAGCCAACAGCUGAACACCUGGCAGCAGCGAUAGCCAAAGCUCUACAGUAACCACCCACGGGCCGGCCGCAGCUCUUAAAUCCAUCCACUUUAUCUUCUCUCUUUGUAUAUUCUGCAAUAUUUAUAUGGAUUGUCAUUUGUCUGCUUUACUUUUACCAGUUUUGAAUGUACAUCAGGUAAUUUGCACUGAGCUUGUUGUGCUAUGAAAGCUUAAAGCGUGUAAGUGAAUGUAAUUAUAAUAUUUAUGUUAAGCCUGUUAAAGAAAGACAAUCUAGCGUUUGUUUUUGUAAAUAAACUUGUGUCAGUGUGAUGAUA
Molecule: messenger RNA, 1405 nt
Organism: Cottoperca gobio
Lineage: Eukaryota; Metazoa; Chordata; Actinopteri; Perciformes; Bovichtidae
Gene: uros
Product: uroporphyrinogen III synthase
Exons: 10
Coding region: 356-1141 (261 amino acids)
Biological process (GO): uroporphyrinogen III biosynthetic process
Cellular component (GO): cytosol
Molecular function (GO): uroporphyrinogen-III synthase activity
Source: RefSeq, a predicted model, not a curated record